AUGUCUUCCAUGCAUGCUUUCGCCCAUGGAUCUUCCUCGGAGUCUUCUGGCGACGAGGAUGAUUUCUUCCAUCCUUCCACCGAUCCCCAUGCCGACGAAUUCGCAGAUUACAACCCUCGCAAGCGGCGGCGCACAGGUCGUGAUGCGAAGGAGAGUGCUGCAUUGGGUGUGUUUGGUUCAGAAAGCGAAGAUGAAGUCGGUCCCGGUAAGCGGUGGAAGAAGAAGGACUUGAGGAGCAAGGGAAUGUCCUUUGUUUCAACUGGACAGCACAAAUUAGAUAAGGAUGAAGACGAGGACGAGGAAGAUGAUGAGCCCGCAGAGGAAGAGGAUGUGAAUAUGGACGAUGCAGAAGAAGAGGAAGAGACUGCCGCCCCGCGAGGCUUGGGAUUUGGUGCGAAAGGACUCGGAUUCCAAAGUCCUGCGGUUGGAAAGAAGAUCAACAAUGCGCCCAAGAAUAGUACUCCAUUGGGGAGAGGUUUCGUGCCAUCUUCCGCUGCUGCGCCUAUCUUAUUGAACAACGGCGAUGAUGAUGUCUCGACGCCUAGAAUUGGCAAGGGGACGAAGGGUGCUCCCUCUGGAGCCAAUGCAGGAUCAUUUGCAGCCAGGAUGAUGGCCAAGAUGGGCUACAAGGAGGGUGAAGGUCUUGGAAAAGAAGGCACGGGAAGAGCAAGUGUCAUUGAGGUCACUCUACGGCCCCAGGGAGAGAUUGAAGAGGAGAAGCGUCAAGCAAAACUCCGUGGGGAGAAGUAUGAAGAUUCGGAUGAAGAGAAGAAGAAGAAGCGCCGGAAAGCGAGGACGGCUGGAAUUGAGAGUGGAAGUGGUAGUGGGAUGAGCACACCACGGAAAGCCCAGAAGCCAAAAUUCCGGACCUUGGAGGAAGUUCAAAGAGCAGCUCCCGGAUUACAGAUCCCUGAAGCUUUUGCUCCGAUUCUGGAUAUGACUGCACCAGGCCAGCGGCUGCUGACUUCCACCUCGGGACUCCUUACCCCCACCACUGGAAUCGAGAGCGUGGAGCAGAUUGAGUCAAAGAAGUUGGCGAGACGGGCUCAAAAUGACCUAUCCGCCUAUGUUGAGGAGUGGAAAAACCUGGAAGAACGCAAAGCGUAUAUCGAGAUGACCAUUGUUCAACAGCAACAAGAAUUAGACGAAGAACAGCUCGAAUUUGAUAGGAUGAAGUCUUUCGCGGAUACUGUUCAAUCGAUCUCGCAAGCUGUGAAGGACUUUCAAUGGGAUCCGGUGAUCGAAGCUCUCACCAGCGCAGAUGUCUUGGUAGAUCCCGGACCUUCCAAAACCAACGAAGAAUUAUCAAGCAUUGCAGUCGCGGCAGUCCAUCCAUUUCUACGGCAAGCCACUGAAGGCUGGCAGCCUCUCGAAGAUCCAAAACUCACAGGCAUUGCACCACAACUGUUCAAGAUCCGACACAUACUAGGAGUAACAUCCAGCAAUGAGAAAUCAUUAGCUGAUCAGUAUCUCAGAAAUGACGGAUCUCAUCGUAUUCAUUCAAAAUCAACGAGCGCGUACGAAAGCAUGAUUUACAAAAUCAUAUUUCCCAAGGUUGUGUCAGCCAUCAAUCAGAGCUGGGAUGUCUACGACCCUACACCUCUUCAAGCACUCUUCGAUGCCUGGGAGGGGUUGCUGCCAUCAUUCGUUCGAUCGCAGAUACUUGAUCAGGCCGUGGUGGGCAAGCUUAAUCAAGCAGUCUCAUCGUGGAAUCCCAAGAAAAAACGGACCCACGAGUUGCCACAUCUAUGGCUCUUCCCUUGGCUACAAUAUUUACCUGCUCACCAUGCGGACCCUAAGAGCUCUACAGGUCUUGUCAGCGACGUCAAGAGGAAGUUUAGACAAUUAGUGGAUACUUGGGAUUUCCGUAAAGGAGUUGUUCCAGGUUUGCAACAGUGGCGUGAGGUUUUAUGUCCUAGUCCGAGUAACGACCAAUGGACACCACUCAUCAUGAAUCAUGUCAUUCCCAGUAUGGCACGGUUCCUGAAGAACGAGAAGAAUUUUAUGGUUGAUCCCAAUGAUCAGUCUCCAUAUGUGUCGAGCCUCCAAGGUGUCUUUGCCUGGAAAGACAUUCUAAAGCCUCGCAUCGUUGGUCAGGUGAUUGCUGAUACAGUCUUCCCCAUGUGGCAUAAUGUUUUGCAUCAAUGGCUCACUGUGGUUGGACCAAACGAAGAGAUUGGACAGUGGUUUGAAUGGUGGAGGGACGAAGUAUUUCCUGACGAUAUCAAGAAUCUCAAAUCCAUUCGAGACGAGUUCGAAAAGGGCCAUGAGAUGAUCAACCAAGCUCUGGAUCUGGGGUCCAAAGCAUCAACUAUGCUACCAGCACCACCACAGACGCAACGCAUUUCCAUGUCUUCACCAGCUCCCAUCACGCCAGCAAAACCUGCCGCGCCAGUUGUGGAGGAGACGACUUUUAGACACAGAGUCGAAGACUGGUGUAUUGAGAACGAUCUGCAAUUCCUGCCUGAGAAGAAGGUGCUGCAUUCCGCUGGUCCAUUGUAUAGAAUCACAGCUGCUGGGAAUGGGAAGAAUGGAACUCUGGUGUACUUCAAGGGAGACAGCCUUCUGGCUAUCUCGAAGAAAGGUGCGGAGCAGGUCGAUAUUCGGAUUAACUGGGAGAACGCAGAUGCCAGAGACGCUUUGCUGGAGAUGGCAUGGUAUAAUGUCAAGUAAUGCAUGGGUUGAAGGACUGGAAACAUCCUCAUAGAUAAUUCUGAGUGAG
Messenger RNA from Mollisia scopiformis, 2722 nucleotides. Its product is annotated as putative G-patch domain-containing protein. Gene Ontology annotation, molecular function: nucleic acid binding. Lineage: Eukaryota; Fungi; Ascomycota; Leotiomycetes; Helotiales; Mollisiaceae. The record is from RefSeq and is a predicted model, not a curated record. The transcript has 3 exons. The coding region runs from base 1 to 2673 and encodes 890 amino acids. Gene Ontology annotation, biological process: spliceosomal complex disassembly. Gene Ontology annotation, cellular component: U2-type post-mRNA release spliceosomal complex.